CAUAGAAUUAUCACUUACCCUCUCUUUCUCCUCGAUUUCCAGCCACAAAUGCAGUAGCCAUUUGUUUGAUCAUGAUGUGAUCGUGGGUUUGAUGGAUCCUCCAGUCAAAAACACUUGUCACAGACGAGGCUCGCUCUCACGCACACUCUUCAAUCUCAAAGCAACGGCCACUGAGCUAGAACUUUUCUCUUGCACUCCUGACGGGUUUUUGUCUAUUUUGCAACUAAUUGUGAGAUUUGGCGAGGAAUCUUAACCUAACAAAGCUGCAAUCUUUGCAAGUGGGUUUAAUUCCCAAUUCCAAUACACUACUUUCUCGUUUCUGGGUUUUGUUUUUUCCGCACCGAAUCAUGGCUUCUUCAAUGCUAUAUGGAGCGGAAAAUCUCACGCUCACUAGAGGGGUAACCCCAAAACGAUUGGGUUUCUUGGGUUCUGGCGUUCAUGGGAAACAGUUUGCGAAUUCGGGUUUAAUCUCUUGCAGUAGAAUGUCAAAGGUAAGGACUCUAUCUCCCAAGUGUAGUUUGUCUUCUUCUAGGCCAGCUUCGCAGCCGAGGUUCAUACAGCACAAGAAAGAGGCCUUUUGGUUCUAUAGAUUCCUUUCAAUUGUGUAUGACCAUGUGAUAAACCCUGGUCACUGGACCGAGGACAUGAGAGAUGAGGCGCUUGAACCGGCUGAUCUCAGUAACCGGAAUAUGUUAGUGGUAGAUGUUGGUGGCGGCACCGGAUUCACCACUUUGGGCAUUGUUAAGCACGUGGAUGCCAAAAAUGUUACAAUUCUUGAUCAGUCACCACAUCAGCUUGCUAAGGCAAAACAAAAAGAGCCAUUGAAAGACUGCAAGAUCAUCGAGGGCGACGCGGAAGAUCUCCCCUUUAAAACUGAUUAUGCCGAUAGAUAUAUAUCUGCUGGAAGCAUUGAGUACUGGCCAGAACCGCAGCGUGGUAUCAGGGAGGCGUACAGGGUCUUGAAACUAGGGGGAAAGGCCUGCAUCAUUGGUCCCGUGUACCCGACAUUUUGGUUGUCUCGCUUCUUCGCAGAUGUUUGGAUGCUAUUUCCCAAGGAGGAAGAGUACAUUGAGUGGUUUCAAAAGGCUGGAUUUAAGGAUGUUCAAUUGAAGAGGAUUGGGCCAAAAUGGUAUCGAGGUGUCCGCCGUCAUGGGUUGAUUAUGGGAUGUUCUGUAACAGGUGUUAAACCUGCCUCUGGAGAUUCUCCUUUGCAGCUCGGACCCAAGGCAGAGGACGUGUCAGAGCCUGUAAAUCCAUUUGUGUUCCUUUACCGCUUCAUUUUGGGUGCUAUGGCAGGGGCAUACUUUGUACUGGUUCCUAUCUACAUGUGGAUCAAAGAUCAAAUUGUACCCAAAGGUCAACCAAUCUGAGAGAGAAUCGAGCUGCUUGUGAUCGAGUCCCAGAUUUGCAAAACUUCUUUCAUGGUUCAGAAAAUUUCUGCUGGUCAACUUUUCCAUGUGUUUACUCAAGGAAAUUGCAUGUGGCAUCAAGGUUCUUUUUGCUUAUAAUCUUAGCUGUGUGUAAGACGCCAGAAACUCUUCCGGGCAUCCGUUAUGUUUUCAUUUGAAUUUUAUGACUAUCAAUCAAUAAACUUUUUACUUACAAGGGCUGUGGUAAGAUGCAUCUCUUUUCAGCUUCACCCCA
This is a messenger RNA of Tripterygium wilfordii, 1644 nucleotides long. Its product is annotated as 2-methyl-6-phytyl-1,4-hydroquinone methyltransferase, chloroplastic-like. Bases 348 to 1370 code for a protein of 340 amino acids. The transcript is spliced from 3 exons. The record is from RefSeq and is a predicted model, not a curated record. Lineage: Eukaryota; Viridiplantae; Streptophyta; Magnoliopsida; Celastrales; Celastraceae. Gene Ontology annotation, biological process: methylation. Gene Ontology annotation, molecular function: 2-methyl-6-phytyl-1,4-benzoquinone methyltransferase activity.